UCAUAAAUUCAUUAUAUGGAUCAAAAUCCUAGAAGCACAACUGUGAGAUUCUGGUCACAUGAUGAUGAAUCUUUUCACCCUUAAAUCUCUCAAUGUAUGUCUUUUUGUUGUGCUGUUUUACAUAUCUGGUGUAACAGCCAAAUCACAAACAAAUUACAGCAAGUUUGCAUUUCCUGCUGUCAUAGCUUUUGGUGAUUCAAUCUUGGAUACAGGGAACAACGAUUAUAUUGAAACCAUAAUGAAGGCAGAUUUCAGACCAUAUGGGAGGGAUUUCUUAGGAGGAAAACCCACUGGAAGGUUUAGCAAUGGCAGGAUCCCGUCAGACUUUUUAGCUGAAAAGUUUGGAAUAAAGGAGACUCUGCCACCCUAUCUUGAUCCAACUCUGGUGAUUGAAGACCUCUUAACCGGGGUGUCUUUUGCCUCUGCCGGAUCUGGAUAUGAUCCUCUAACAACAGAACUAGCAGCAGUGUUGUCAGUAGAGGAUCAACUGAAUAUGUUCAAAGAGUACAUAGAAAAACUGAAGGCAGAUGCAGGGAAAGAAAGGACAGCUUUCAUUCUAGCAGAAAGCAUAUUUUUUAUCAGUAUGGGAAGCAAUGACGUUUCAGUAACAUAUUUCAUGUCACCAUAUCGGAGAAAUGAGUGUAGUGUUGAAGAGUACACAAGUAUGCUAGUCAAAAUAUCUUCGGAUUUUGUUCAGGAACUGUAUAAAUAUGGAGCAAGAAAGAUUGGAGUACUGAGCCUAGCUCCAUUAGGAUGUGUGCCACUGCAGAGAACAUUAGGGGGAGGUGGAGAAAGGAACUGCGUAGAAUCAAUAAACCAAGCAGCCAUGGUCUUCAACUCCAAGCUUUCUUCUUCAAUAGAGGCUCUCAACAAAAGUCUUCCAAAAGCUAGGCUUGUCUACCUUGACAACUAUAGUGAACUCAAUGAAAUUAUCCAACACUACAACAAAUUUGGAUUUGAAGCGGGGGAUACUGCAUGCUGUGGCGUUGCAAAUAUUGAAGCAGGCAUUCUCUGUAAUUCCUUCUCCUUAAAAAUAUGUCAAAAUGCUACAAAAUAUGUAUUCUGGGACAGUAUUCACCCCACAGAACGAACUUACAAUAUGCUUGUCACAAGUAUCAUAGGAAAAAAUGUUGACAAGUUUGCUUGAAAAUACUUUUCCUUUUGAGCUUAAUAUACUGAUGCAGUUAAUGGAUAGUAUAUGUUGUAAAACGAAGCUCAACUAUGAAAACAUACUCUAGAGUUAUCUUAUGUUUUAUACUGUAGUCGGAACAAAGUUACAAAACCAUAGCUCAAUUCAGCAUG
Messenger RNA from Vigna unguiculata (cowpea), 1302 nucleotides. RefSeq names its product GDSL esterase/lipase EXL3-like. The record is from RefSeq and is a predicted model, not a curated record. NCBI's taxonomy places the organism in Eukaryota, Viridiplantae, Streptophyta, Magnoliopsida, Fabales, Fabaceae. Gene Ontology annotation, biological process: lipid metabolic process. Gene Ontology annotation, molecular function: lipase activity. Gene Ontology annotation, cellular component: extracellular region.